Molecule: messenger RNA, 2794 nt
Organism: Bolinopsis microptera
Lineage: Eukaryota; Metazoa; Ctenophora; Tentaculata; Lobata; Bolinopsidae
Product: vacuolar protein sorting-associated protein 16 homolog
Exons: 6
Coding region: 92-2623 (843 amino acids)
Biological process (GO): intracellular protein transport; vacuole fusion, non-autophagic; endosomal transport
Cellular component (GO): HOPS complex; lysosomal membrane; endosome
Molecular function (GO): actin binding
Source: RefSeq, a predicted model, not a curated record
AGAUUAUAGAAGUUAAAUUCUGAAACGUCUGCAGUGCUAUGUAAAGAAUUUAGUGUGAUAGUUGGAACUUUAACUUGCUAGUCACGUGGCUAUGGAGCCGGAGAAUUUAAGGGAGAAUUGGGAGCUGUUGGGGGAUGUGUUCUACGAGAUUACUGAAGUGUAUGAGAUGGAGUGGGCUGAUAAGGUUCUAAAGAAUUAUAAGCUUGUUAUGGCACCCUAUGGAGGUAUGGUAGCCCUGGCGUGGGACAGCAAACAGCUAACUCGGGGACAACCUAAACGAUUUAUUGAAAUAUACAACGGAGCCGGCGUUCUGCUAAAUGAGAUAGCCACACAAUACGAGCGGAUAACAGUCGUUAACAUGGGCUGGUCAAACAACGAGGAUCUGAUCGUGGUCACUGAUAUUGGCUCUAUUUACAUGUAUGAUUUUGACGGAACUCCUUUAUCACAGUCUUCAGCUACUUCUGAGAUCCAGGAUUCUCGAGUCAUCGAGGCGAAGGUAUUCCCUACAUACGGAGGUACAAAGACAGGAGUUGCCCUACUAACAGGCAGCUACAGAUUCUACUUUAACUCCGACGUGAGCGAGGAUAACCCUCAAUACAAACUAAUGGCAGAUGUGCCAGGUCUGGACAACCCACCCAGCAGCUGGGCGGUACUGCCUCACGAUCGGAGCAUAGAGAUACUAGUUUCUAACAACAAUAAACUCUACCUGAUAGAUAGAGGUAGUUGCAGUCCCAAGUACCCGCAGCGUAUGAUGCAGUCAACUGGCGCAGUUAUUGAGAUGUCCGUUCUGUAUAAGACCCUGGAUAUUGCCCUGUUCUCAGAGAAUGGGUUCCUGUGGGUGGGAUCCUCAGAUCUGCAGUGCAUGUAUACUGAGUUUGACACUUGUGUCACCAACAGACCCUCCCAGUUGUCUUGGUGCGGCACAUAUGACAGUAUGAUCGACAUGAGCGCUGCUAUUAUCCUGGUGUGGGACGCACUGAAUCAGUACCAGGUAGUGGGGGUUGGAGUUGAGGCUGAGUCUUCAAUCCAUUACACAGAUUCGUCUAUCUGUGUGUGUCACGAGAUUGAUGGUGCCAGGAUAAUAUCGUCUAAGUCGCACGAGCUGAUACGGCGAGUUCCACAAGCCAUGGUUGACGUGUUCAGGGUGGGCUCGUCUCAGUCUGGUGCUCUUCUGUACGAUGCACAGCGCGAGUUCGACCAAUCCUCACACAAGGCUAACGACUAUAUGCAGGAAAUAGUGGAAAGAGACGAUAUAGAACUAGCAGUUAACCAGUGUAUAAGUGCCGCUGCUUGCUCUACCAAACCUAAACUUCAGAAAGCGCUGCUUCGUGCUGCAUCAUAUGGCAAGUGCUUCUUAGCCAAUGACAGUCCCGAGCACUUUGUCGACAUGUGUAAAACACUGAGGGUAUUGAAUGAGGUUCAAUCAUUUAGAAUUGGAAUUCCGUUAACUUACCAACAGUUGCAUUCCUUUACAAUCAAGGGUUUGAUAAAACGGUUGGUUCGGAUGAGGUUGUAUUACUUAGCUCUUCCUAUUGUUGAAUAUCUGAAGAUACCUGAGGGUCAACAAAUGGUUUUGUCUCAUUGGGCUAUGGAUAAAGUGAAGCGAUCUAAGGAAUCAGACGAAGCUAUAGCAGAUGCUAUCUUCAAGAGAGUUGGCCCCAGUGAUUCUAUAUCCUACGCUUCAGUUGCUAACGAAGCUAAGAACUACGGUAGAACAGAGCUAGCAAUAAAACUGUUAGACUACGAACCACGGUCCGCUGAACAAGUUCCUGCUCUGAUGAGAAUGAGCCGGUUUACUAACGCUAUCGAGAAGGCUAUCGAGUCAGGUGAUAUGGACCUGGUUCACACUGUGAUAGUUACCAUGGAGUCCAAGCAGACUCCCAGAGAUUUUAUCAACACGCUCAAAGAUUACCCGGUUGCGAGUGCGUGGUAUGCUAAGUGGUGCUCUCUUACAGACAGUCAGAAACUUCACGAUCAUUUUUACACUCAGGACAACUUCGAAGCUUCCGCAUUACUGUCUAUAAAGGAGCUGGAGCAUAGCAUGAUGCUUGAUGCUAAGAUAAAACUACUCGAGAGUAUUAACAGACAUUUUACUGAUGGGUCCAAGGAAUUGGAAUCUCGUCUUACUAAAGAGCAAAUCGCAUUACUAAGGAGACAGAUGGCACUUCAGGUUAAAGUAGCCGAUAUUAUCGGACUUAAUCUAAACGAAACCAUCAGUAUUUUGGUUCAGAGAGCACUUCUAGCUGAUGCUGAGAAUGUCCGAAAAGAGUUCAAGAUUUCAGAUAAAAAGUUCUGGUGGGUUAAAGUUCGUGCUCUUGCUCAGACCAGAAAUUGGCCUGAACUUGAAAAGUUUGCAAAAAGUAAGAAGUCUCCAAUAGGAUAUUCUCCGUUUGUUAUGGCUUGUAUUGACAAUAACAACAAAGCUGAAGCUAUAAGAUACAUUGAGCGUGUUUCCAAAGAGGAGCAGGUUGAGUUUUACAUUGAUUUGAAUAUGCCAGAAAAGGCUGCGGAAAUAGCCAAAUCUGCGAAGAGUAUUGACUUAUUGGAUAAUGUGUUAAAUGCGAUUGGUUCACAAAAUACUGUGUUGACGGAGACUAUUAAUUCGUUCAAAAAUGGUUUAUGAGUUUCAAAAGAGGAUUUUGGGAUGUUUUUGAUCGAAGCUAAUAAUAAUGAGGGUUCCACAACUGUUUUUAUCCCAAUUUGUGUAACUUUUAGUACAUAUUGUUUGAUUAUAAGUUGAGAAGUUACGUGUUGAUAAUUAAAUAAAAUGGAGGAUCAUCUGUAUAGUAUCGUU